Messenger RNA from Lathyrus oleraceus (garden pea), 1590 nucleotides. RefSeq lists its product as uncharacterized. The coding region runs from base 1 to 1590 and encodes 529 amino acids. The record is from RefSeq and is a predicted model, not a curated record. NCBI's taxonomy places the organism in Eukaryota, Viridiplantae, Streptophyta, Magnoliopsida, Fabales, Fabaceae. Gene Ontology annotation, biological process: proteolysis. Gene Ontology annotation, molecular function: aspartic-type endopeptidase activity; nucleic acid binding; zinc ion binding. The transcript is spliced from 3 exons.
AUGCCUCCACGAACCAUUCCAGCUAGAGCAAAGGGAAAAGGAAAAGGAAAGGAACCGGUUGGUACUUCUCAGCAGCUACCAGACAUUCCUACAAAUGCCUUAGACUUGCUUCAUCCUGCAAUUGCUACUGAGUUUGAGGAUUCCUUCAAGACAAGGUUAGUUAUGAAACCCCAUAUCUUUGAUAAACAUGAUGAUAUUCAUUUGCAUCUCAAUGAUGUGGUUGAACUCCUACAUGCACAAAGACUUGGGUCAUUUUUGUCUACAAAGGAUGAGUAUCAUGAGGAUUUUAUCUGUGCAUUUUAUGCUGGCUUACAAUAUGGUAGAGGAUAUAUGUUUAAGUGCUCUAUCGGUGUCAGAACAUAUACUUUUGAAGCUGCUGAUUGGGAAACAUGUUUCAAAUGUGGCGUUGAAGGUCAUCGUGCUGUUGAUUGUAGUAAGGAUUCUGUGACGUGUUUCAAGUGUGGCAAGAGUGGUCACAGAGCAAACCAGUGUGGAGUUGGUUCGAGUGUGACUUGUUACAAUUGUGGUGAGAAAGGUCACAUUAGUACCAAAUGUGAUAAUCCAAAGAAGGAGCAAGCGAAGGGAAAGGUGUUUGCAUUGUCUGGUGCGGAGGCCACUACCGAUGAUAGGCUAAUCCAAGGUACGUGCUUUAUUAAUGGUACACCUUUGACUGCCAUUAUUGAUACCGGUGCAACACAUUCUUUCAUUUCUUUGGAUUGUGCUAAGCGAUUGAAUCUUAUAUUAUCUGAUAUGCGUAGAAGUAUGGUUAUUGAUACACCUGCUAUGGGUUCUGUUUCUACUUCCUAUGUGUGUCUGAAUUGUCCGUUGAGUAUCUUUGGUAGGGAUUUUGGAAUUGAUUUAGUUUGUCUUCCUUUAGAGCAACUCGAUGUGAUUUUGGGUAUGAAUUGGUUAGAAUUUAAUCGGGUGUAUAUCAACUGUUUCGAGAAGACAAUUAUUUUUCCUGAGGUUGGUGCGAAGGAAGAUUGGUUUGUGUCUGCUAAGCAAGUGGAUGAAUCGGUGCAAGGUGGUGCCGAGUUGUUUAUGUUGUUAACAACUUUGGAUAUUCGUGAGAAGAGGACGAUUGAAGAAUUGCCAAUAGUUUGUGAAUUUGCGGAGGUAUUUCCGGAAGAUAUAAGUGAUUUACCGUCGGAACGUGAGGUUGAGUUUUCGAUCGAUUUAAUUCCUGGAACUAGUCCUGUAUCGAUGACUCCCUAUAGAAUGUCUGCUUCUGAGUUGAAAGAGUUGAAGAAUCAACUUGAAGACUUGCUCGAGAAGAAGUUUAUUCGUCCUAGUGUGUCGUCGUGGGAGCAUCUCCAACUUUUUAGGCGAGGAGUAUGGCCGAUCAUAAAUAAUGUUGUUGCGAAAAACUUGUCGGCUUCGUCGAAUGCCCCCGUUAGAUUGCUCGCCAUUUACUGCUCUGCUAGAGGUUGUCAACUUUCUCCACUAGAUGAGAAUUAUGCUUACUUGGAUAACCUCUUUGGGCCUAUUUUGGAGGAAAUACUAGGUAAUCUAGCCAGGUAUGCCCGACGCGCUUCGACUGCUCUGGCCCUUGGUUCACUCGGUCAUUGGGGGGCUUUCUGGUUCGGCUGA